GCCUUUGUGGUACGGCCCACGCUUUAACCGCGGCUGCGCGCGGCUGGCCCCCGCGCUCGGCGCUGCUGGAGUCCCGGGCCGCGUCGCUCUCUUAGCUCUCUGUCCCCCCUGCCUUUUGCUCGGACGCCCUUGUUGGUACGAUCCGCGGCCCGGCGGUCUUUCGCCGCCCUCCCCCUCGGGCCGGCGGCGCUUGGUGCGUCCCGGAGAGAACCAGGUCAUCGGUCGGUUCCCGUGAAAACAAAAACAAUCGGUGGCGGCCGAGAAGCAGCAGAAGCAGCAGCAGCGGGCGAGGGACUAGCCAGGGCCGGGGCGUCAUGGGGCCGGGGGACGCGGGUAGCCCGAGUCCCCGCCAGCGCCGCUGUCGUCGCUGAGCCACCCCCGCCGCUGCCUCCGCCGCCUCCGCCGCUGCCGCCGCGCGGGAGAAGACGAGGACCCGGAGCGGGCCCGGGCGGACGGGGACUCGGCCUCGGGACGGCCCGGCAUGGAUCAGUGCGUGACGGUGGAGCGGGAGCUGGAGAAGGUGCUGCAUAAGUUCUCGGGCUACGGGCAGCUGUGCGAGCGCGGCCUGGAGGAGCUCAUCGACUACACGGGCGGCCUCAAGCACGAGAUCCUGCAGAGCCAUGGCCAAGAUGCUGAAUUAUCAGGGACACUGUCACUUGUUUUGACACAAUGCUGUAAAAGAAUAAAGGACACAGUCCAAAAACUGGCUUCUGAUCACAAAGACAUCCACAGCAGUGUUUCCCGGGUUGGAAAAGCCAUUGAUAAGAAUUUCGAUUCUGACAUUAGCAGCGUGGGAAUCGAUGGCUGUUGGCAGGCAGACAGCCAGCGGAUCCUCAAUGAGGUGAUGGUGGAGCACUUCUUCCGACAAGGAAUGCUGGAUGUAGCUGAGGAGCUCUGUCAGGAAUCUGGCCUGUCUAUAGAUCCAAGUCAAAAAGAACCAUUUGUGGAGUUAAAUCGAAUAUUGGAAGCAUUAAAAGUCCGAGUUCUGAGACCUGCCUUAGAAUGGGCCGUGUCCAAUCGAGAAAUGCUCAUGGCCCAGAACAGCUCCUUGGAAUUUAAGUUGCACAGACUGUAUUUCAUUAGCUUAUUAAUGGGUGGAACAGCAAACCAGCGGGAAGCCUUGCAGUAUGCGAAAAAUUUCCAGCCAUUUGCCCUAAACCAUCAGAAAGACAUUCAGGUCUUGAUGGGCAGCUUAGUGUACCUGAGGCAGGGCAUCGAGAACUCGCCGUACGUCCACCUGCUCGACGCCAACCAGUGGGCCGACAUCUGUGACAUCUUCACCCGGGACGCCUGCGCCCUGUUGGGGCUGUCGGUGGAGUCGCCGCUCAGUGUCAGUUUCUCAGCAGGCUGCGUAGCCCUGCCGGCCCUCAUUAACAUCAAGGCGGUGAUCGAGCAGAGGCAGUGCACAGGCGUUUGGAACCAGAAGGACGAGCUGCCCAUUGAAGUGGACCUCGGGAAAAAGUGCUGGUAUCACUCUAUAUUUGCUUGUCCCAUUCUUCGUCAGCAAACGACAGAUAAUAACCCACCGAUGAAGUUGGUCUGCGGCCAUAUCAUCUCCAGAGACGCGCUGAAUAAAAUGUUUAAUGGUAGCAAAUUAAAAUGUCCUUACUGCCCGAUGGAGCAAAGUCCGGGAGAUGCCAAACAGAUCUUUUUCUGAAGAAAUGACUUCCAGUAGUCAGUCUGUGAGUGACCCCCGGAAGCGCAGCAGGGGCAUUGCAGAAGACCAGACCGUCCUUGUUGUAUCGAUGCCGCAGACCGUGGACUCCUGGGUCGCUCGAAGCCAACGGUCAGCAUUUGAGUGUGUCCACGCCGGAGAGGGCAAGUGCUCCCGAUUGAUCUUACCACAGGGCUUUAUUAUACUCUUGGUCUUCGUUUCUGAUCAAGUCAAUACACCAGCAGUUGUCAUUCAAUGCCGGUUUUUGUACUUAAUUCUAUGGUGAUUUUUUUACUUUUUAAGAGCAGAAAUGAGAAAUCACCCUCCCCCAUGUGUUGAAUAUUUCUCCUGCUUUUAUUCUGUCAGCCUCUUCUUGAUGAUUUUCAUCUUUGAAGAAUGUUUGUGAAAAAGUUUUAUUUCCUGUUCUGUGUACAUAAUUAAAAAUACUUCAGAAAAAGUUUGAUAAAUUGAAUAGUGGUUAUAAAACUAAUUUGUAUUUUUUGCUUAAAGAAGAAAACAAGCUGUGAUAUAUUCUGUGUCUGCUUUCAAAUGUUUCCUUCUGCCCCUUCUCCUUGCAACUCUUGUAGACGUCAGACACACAUUCAUGGAUGUCUGUCUUCUGUCUGUCUGUCAGUGGCCCUUCCCAUGGGCUGACUGUUAGACUUCCCCCUCCGGCUAGGCAGCUACCCCGAGAGUGAGUCAUCUUCUGCGGAAGAGAGUGGAACGGGCAGCCGUCCUUGGGUGCCGGCUUUCCUACAAGAGAUGCUUGUUUUAAGAGAAAACUAAGAGGGUUCUAGGAAGUCAGAGAGCCGUCUCGGCUCCUUGAACUCGGCCCGGGAGCCCCCAGCCCGGAGCCGUCCGCUUCUUCACUGACCCUUUGGAAGGGGGGAUGCCCGCUGCAGUGGUGGGCUGCAGUGCUAAAGCGGCAUCCAGCGAGAAGCUUGCCGGCUUCGGGGAGUAACUCGGCAUCCAUCGCUUAUGGCCGUUUGUAUUUUAGGCCUCAUUCCCUCCCGCUCUUCUCUCGGACGCCUCCUCGGAUGCGUGUCCCAAAGUUCUCCGUGCGGCGUGUAAAGGUAACUGUAAAAAAGCUUUUUGUCUCGUGCUCUGCGGAGAGAGGAAUGCUGGGGAAAUCCACAUUUUGGAAACUCCAUUUUGUGGGACUUGGAACUGGGUGUCGAUGCAAAAACUCUUCUGAGGAGGGAAGAAGAAGGAAGGCGGACGGCCGUUUGAGGUUUCAGGACACCAUCUUCAAGUCUGACGUGGCGGCCGGGUGGGAGAGAGUCGGCGCCGCCCGAGGGACCGAGGACUCCCCGGCGGGGGCCUCUUCUGCUGGGCAGUACUUGGGGGUCCCCUGUGGCUGGGGGAGCCGGGGGCGGAUCUUGGGUUUACCUGUGGAGGAGCUCUGCGGCAGGAGAGGGUCCUGGGUCCUGAGGGCUGCCGGGGGGAUCCUGCUCACUACCGGAAACUCCCCCCAAAGCAGCUUCCAGGACUCCUCGCCCUGGAGGCGUUUGUGGAGGCCGCAGAUUUAGCCCGGCUCCCCUGCGCAGCUGACCCCCUGGGUGGGCUUCAUACGCCUGCAGGAUGCUCUGAGAACCCCCAGAAGGUGGUCGGUGCUUGGCGAGAGCAGACCAUAAGCCAUAGACUUGCUGCCAGCUGUGCUCUUUAUCUAGUGCAGACGUUUUGUUAGGUUCGUAGCUCACAGAACUCCCAGAGAACGACUUCACUAAAGCCUUCGGACUGGACUCGCCGUCCUCCGGGGCAGCGCCGGGGCCGGGACGGGGGACUUCUUCGUCUGGGCCCCUUUGUCCGAAGGCGCUUUGUGAGGCGUGGUGUAGACGAGCUCCCUCGGUGUAGACGAGAAAAGCGGCUCAAGAGACGCCGGCGGCCGCGCUUUUGUGUUUGGUAACCAAAGAAGAGGAGGAGCAGCUCGAAGACCUUCUGCCUGGGCAGCCGGCAGACGGCGUAUCCUCAGGGUAAAGGAGAGGGACGGCUUUGGCGGACCACAGGAAGGCGGCGGGAAUUCAAAGCCAUUUCCAAACGGUUUCUCCAAAUUCCGAGCUUGGGCCGCCCCGGCCCGCUCUUCUUUUCGCAGCCCUCUUUGCAGGCGGCUCGGGGCGGCCUCACCACGUCCACUCGGACGCGGCUCCUCCAAGAUGCCGUUGCUCGGACUCGAGCGGCGACCGUCCGGGGCGCUCUUCAGGGUGAAAGGUCUGCCCCGUCGAAAUGAACGGGUAUCGGUGCUUCUUGGUUCCCAAGGGCCACCUCACAUUCAUGGUGUGCGUGAGUCUAAGUGUGCGAGGAUUUAACUGAGAAUAGGAUGCUAGAGAACCCCAGCCUGGCUCGGGAGGCCCCGGGGUGUCCGGGCCGCACCCUCGGCCUCUUGGGGAGGGGACGGCUGGCUGAAGCUCCUCCGGAGGGCAGCGUGGGCGCCCGGCGCCCCCUCUUACACGGCCCCUUCGUGUUCCCUUGGGCAGGUCCGGGAGUCACGAAAGCUUGGUGACCCCCAACGGGAAGGACGAGCCCUAUUUCAGAGGGACGAGUCCUUGGCUUUGCUGUGUGCGUUUUUACAGCCGUCGUUCUUUCUCCAAAGCCGGGGAGGGCCCCGCUGUGCCUCCAGGACACUCUGCCCUCAUUAUAGUCUUUAUUUUCUCCCGGAAGGGAAGGCGAAAGGAGAGGGCGGCCGGCUUAGCAGCGUCUCCUUUAGCUACUUCUUCCUCCACUCGCCGAGGCCUCUGCGUCCCAAACUUCUCUUCCCACAAGCCAGGAAUGGGGGCCCCUCGGGGCGAGCUGGGCUGAGUGUGAGGGGCUGCGUGGCUGUGUGACGGGGUGCGCGCGGGCCUGAAGCUCCACAGAAAGGACGUCCGAGUUCCCGUCCGUUGGCAGGGCUGCGUUUAGGGCAGCGUCUCCUCAGGAUUGCAAGCAGCGUGCACGGGUGAGAUUCCCCCCACUUUCACGUUUUAAUUUUAAGCCCAUGUCGAAAGCGAUGUCACCCGAUCAUCUUGUUCCUAUGGCUCAGGAUUGUAUUUCUUUUGCUCUUUUGUGCUGUAGGGUUCUAUAGUAUUUCUAUAAUUAUGUAACAAAAAUAGUGUUGCACUGUAAAGUAUCCUAUAGAGCUCUAUGUAUGAAAUUUGAUCUGUUUUUUAAAAAUAUAUGUAUCUUUGCAAAGGCACAAUAAAGCUGCAUCUUAGACGAUAGGCAAUAACGCUAACAAUAAACAUUAUUUAACACAUGAA
Gracilinanus agilis (Agile Gracile Mouse Opossum) is the source of this 4887-nucleotide messenger RNA. RefSeq names its product required for meiotic nuclear division 5 homolog A (gene RMND5A). Gene Ontology annotation, cellular component: cytoplasm; GID complex; nucleus. The record is from RefSeq and is a predicted model, not a curated record. Gene Ontology annotation, molecular function: protein binding; ubiquitin protein ligase activity. Gene Ontology annotation, biological process: proteasome-mediated ubiquitin-dependent protein catabolic process. Bases 482 to 1657 code for a protein of 391 amino acids. The transcript has 9 exons. NCBI's taxonomy places the organism in Eukaryota, Metazoa, Chordata, Mammalia, Didelphimorphia, Didelphidae.